GGCUCACGCAGCGAGUGACGUCAGCGGCCCCGCCCCUCCCCGCGGUCACUCCUGCCGCCGGCCGGCGCCUGGGUGCCGGGCGGCCGCGAGCCGCGCGCGCGCUGCUCUGCGCCCGCCCGCACCGAGAUCGCUCCGGCCAUGAAAAUCUGGAGCUCGGAGCACGUCUUCGGGCACCCCUGGGACACAGUGAUCAAAGCUGCUAUGAGAAAGUACCCCAACCCGAUGAAUCCAUGUGUGGUAGGAGUAGAUGUCCUCGACAGAAGCCUUGACAACCAGGGGAGGUUGCACAGUCACCGCCUUCUCAGCACAGAGUGGGGAUUGCCGAGCAUUGUAAAAGUGAUUUUAGGAACAAACAGAACUCUGACUUACAUUGAAGAACAUUCUGUGGUAGAUCCAGUAGAAAAAAAGAUGGAGCUUUGCUCAACUAAUAUUACUCUCACAAACUUGGUGUCUGUUGAUGAGAGACUGGUUUACACGCCUCAUCCUGAAAACCCUGAAAAAACUGUGCUAACUCAAGAGGCAAUUAUUACUGUCAAAGGCAUUAGCUUGAGCAGUUAUUUGGAAAGCUUAAUGGCAAACACAAUAUCCUCUAAUGCCAGAAAGGGUCGAGAUGCCCUGGAGUGGGUGAUCAGCAAACUAAACACAGAACUGGAGGAGCUGAAAUCAACGCGCGAGGGCGUGAAACCAGCCAUGGCAGCAGCAUCAGCAGAAAAAUAAAAGACAAAAGUACCAAGUAACUGACAGAAAAAAAAAUUUAUUCUGCCAACUGCUUUGUAGAUCUCCCUUCCAAGGCUGAUCUGCAUACUUUUUAUAUAUUUGUAAGAAUAUAGGAUCAGCGGAAAAGUAACCUCAUCUUUCAUCUCCACAGCAGCUCCUGUGGCCUGCCGAAGGCCAAAUUGACCUCCUGCAGAUGCUCUUUUCACAUAAACGAUUUCUUUUAAACACUGGAAACAAAACAUUUAGCACAUUUAAAACUGCCUAAAUGUGCCUUGUAUAACAGAGAUUGAGAGUAUGUUAUAUUUUACACCAUCUCAGUUUUUCAUACUGAAACUUGAAAAGAACUUGUGUUUGUUGAGGGUUCUCCAUACGAGCUUUUGUUCUGUGAAGGGCCCAUAGGUACUAGAGCACUGAAUUUUGUUUGUUUUGUAACCUGGCAGCGUCUUAUAACCAUUUAGAGGGAACUACAUGAGACGGGACAUGAUACUCUAGAGUAAGAUAUCUAUCUAGAGAAUCAUCCCCAAAAGCUAAAACUUGUGUGAUACUAACUCUUCUUACAUUGUUUAAAUGUGCUGUCUGAAUGUGACAGGUGCUUUACCUCUUAGAUGUUUAUAUCCCAACGAAGAUAAAGUUUCUAUCGAUGUUUGAUGUUAAUAGCCUAAACAGAUGGUUGUUUUUUUUUCCUUUUGGGGGGAGGUUAUAAUUUAUUUUCCUAUUUAUUAACUUUCCCUAGUUCCUCCCCUCACUAGCAGAAGAGGAGUGGUAAUUCCUGGAAGGUGCUGGAAAAUACUUCUCUUAUUUAUCUGUAAGAAGGGUACUUGUAGGCUACUUGAAUGAAGAGGCUGUGCUGUUCCACUGGUCCUUGCUCUUCACAUCAUGUCUUAACUGAGGAAGAGACUGAUGCAAUAACCAGAAGAGUUGAAAUAAGCAGGAAGUUUGAAAUCCGAAGGGUGAUGUUUCAUAAACAUGUGUUUUUCACGUCCUAAAAGGAGGAAACAAAGAGUACAAGACAAACACACGGACUCUCCUUUUUGAGUGCUUUCUGCAAACUACUGACUACUAGCAUAACUGAUUUUUUCAACACUUUGCCACAUUGGUACAAAUGUUUUUAGAAUUCUUUUAAAUGCUUCUCGUUAUCUGGAAAAAUACUGCAGUAACUGUUGAAAUUGCCUCCUUUAAAAUAUACAGAAAUAGAUAUUGGAAAUGGGUACCAGCCUUUGUCAGAAGUUCACAAAACUUUCCUACUUGGUCAGGUGUAGUAUGUGUUUCUUAGACAGCCCUCUGUUGGGGCAUUUUAAAUUAUUUUUUGUGUGUGCACAAACUGAAAUAAAUGUUGCAAGGAUGUUUACUUGU
Molecule: messenger RNA, 2070 nt
Organism: Cygnus atratus (black swan)
Lineage: Eukaryota; Metazoa; Chordata; Aves; Anseriformes; Anatidae
Gene: PRELID3A
Product: PRELI domain containing 3A
Exons: 6
Coding region: 139-717 (192 amino acids)
Biological process (GO): phospholipid transport
Cellular component (GO): mitochondrial intermembrane space
Molecular function (GO): phosphatidic acid transfer activity
Source: RefSeq, a predicted model, not a curated record